GUGUGACUCGGGGAAUCCGGAAGCAGCCUGCUGCCGCGGCUGCUAAAGCUUUAGCACUCCGACUUUGGUUUUUCUCUGCGGGUUCUGGCAAGCGGGCUCUGCAGAGUCUCCUCCCUCGGUCUCCGGGGACGGUCCGGCAGCUGUCACGACCCGGGCUGCGGCCUGGUGCCCUGUAGUGGGGCCGCCAUUGGCUGGAGCCAUGCCCACGGCCGCUGCUCCCAUCAUCAGCUCGGUCCAGAAGCUCGUGCUCUACGAGACCAGAGCUAGAUACUUCCUAGUCGGGAGCAAUCAUGCAGAAACGAAGUAUCGCGUCUUGAAAAUUGAUAGAACGGAGCCGAAAGAUUUGGUCAUAAUUGAUGACAGGCACGUGUACACUCAGCAAGAAGUGCGGGAGCUCCUUGGCCGCUUGGACCUCGGAAACAGAACAAAGACGGGCCAGAAAGGAUCCUCUGGGUUGUUUCGGGCUGUCUCAGCAUUUGGCAUUGUCGGUUUCGUCAGGUUUUUGGAAGGCUACUAUAUUGUGUUAAUAACUAAGCGGAGGAAAAUGGCAGAUAUUGGAGGCCAUGCGAUCUAUAAGAUUGAAGAUACAAAUAUGAUUUAUAUCCCCAAUGACUCUGUUCGGAUUACUCACCCUGAUGAAGCUAGGUACCUAAGGAUAUUUCAAAAUGUGGAUCUAUCUAGCAACUUUUAUUUUAGUUACAGCUAUGAUUUGUCCCACUCGCUUCAGUAUAAUCUCACCGUCUUGCGAAUGCCCCUGGAGAUGCUAAAGUCUGAAACCUCCAAGGCGCGCCAGGAGAGCUUUGACAUCUUUGAAGAUGAAGGGUUAACCUCCCAGGGUGGCAGCGGCGUGUUUGGGAUCUCCAGUGAGCCUUACAUGAAGUAUGUAUGGAACGGUGAACUUCUGGAUAUAAUCAAAAGCACUGUGCAUCGCGACUGGCUGCUGUAUAUUAUUCAUGGGUUCUGUGGGCAAUCAAAGCUAUUGAUCUACGGACGACCUGUGUAUGUGACUCUCAUAGCCAGAAGGUCCAGUAAGUUUGCUGGGACUCGUUUUCUCAAGAGAGGUGCGAACUGUGAGGGUGAUGUUGCAAACGAAGUGGAGACCGAGCAGCUCGUCUGCGAUGCUUCGGUGAUGUCCUUUACUGCAGGCAGCUAUUCUUCUUACGUACAAGUUAGAGGAUCGGUUCCCUUAUACUGGUCCCAAGACAUCUCAACUAUGAUGCCUAAACCACCUAUUACAUUGGACCAGGCGGACCCCUUUGCACAUGUAGCUGCUCUUCACUUUGACCAGAUGCUUCAGAGGUUUGGCUCCCCCAUCAUCAUCUUGAAUUUAGUGAAGGAACGAGAGAAGAGAAAGCAUGAGAGGAUUCUGAGUGAAGAGCUGGUGGCCGCCGUCACCUACCUGAACCAGUUCCUGCCCCCAGAGCACACGAUUGUCUACAUUCCCUGGGACAUGGCCAAGUACACCAAGAGUAAGCUGUGUAAUGUUCUCGACCGGCUGAAUGUGAUUGCAGAAAGUGUGGUAAAGAAAACAGGUUUCUUCGUAAACCGCCCCGACUCUUACUGCAGCAUUUUACGGCCAGAUGAAAAGUGGAAUGAGCUUGGAGGCUGUGUGAUUCCCACUGGUCGGUUGCAGACCGGCAUUCUUCGAACCAACUGUGUGGACUGUUUAGAUCGCACCAACACAGCGCAGUUCAUGGUGGGCAAGUGUGCUCUGGCUUACCAACUGUACUCCUUAGGACUGAUUGACAAGCCUAACCUACAGUUUGAUACGGAUGCGGUGAGGUUAUUCGAGGAACUCUAUGAAGAUCACGGAGAUACCCUGUCUCUGCAAUAUGGAGGCUCUCAGCUCGUCCACCGGGUAAAAACCUACAGGAAGAUCGCACCGUGGACCCAGCACUCCAAAGACAUCAUGCAGACGCUGUCCCGAUACUACAGCAACGCCUUUUCAGAUGCGGAUAGACAAGAUUCCAUCAAUCUCUUCCUGGGCGUUUUCCACCCCACAGAAGGGAAACCUCAUCUCUGGGAGCUCCCCACAGACUUCUACCUGCAUCACAAAAACACCAUGAGCCUUUUACCAACGAGGAGGAGCUACACUUACUGGUGGACCCCGGAGGUGAUAAAGCAUUUGCCACUGCCUUACGAUGAAGUCAUCUGCGCAGCAAACUUAAGGAAGCUGACAGUGAAGAAAUUCCACAGAUGUGAAGAGGAGAUAGACAUUCACAAUGAGUUCUUCCGGCCGUAUGAACUGAGCAGUUUUGAUGAUACGUUUUGCUUGGCCAUGACAAGUUCAGCACGUGAUUUUAUGCCGAAGACUGUUGGCAUCGAUCCAAGUCCAUUUACUGUACGAAAACCAGAUGAAACCGGAAAAUCUGUACUGGGAAACAAAAGCAAUCGAGAGGAAGCCGUCUUACAGCGGAAAACAGCAGCAAGCGCCCCACCACCCCCCAGCGAGGAGGCCGUGUCCAGCAGCUCUGAGGAUGACUCUGGCACCGACCGGGAAGAUGAAGGCUCUGUGUCUCAGCGCUCCACUCCUGUGAAGAUGACGGACACUGGGGACAGCACCAAAGUGACUGAGACUGUGGUCCAGCCCAUGAAGGAGGUCUAUGGAAUUAACCUCUCAGAUACCCUGUCAGAAGAAGACUUCGCCAUUUAUGCCAGGUUUGUUCAACUGGGCCAGAGUCAACAGAAACAGGACAGGAGCAGCCAGCAGCCAUGUUCCAGGUGCUCAGACGGUGUCAUAAAAUUAACUCCCAUUUCAGCUUUCUCGCAAGACAACAUCUAUGAAGUUCAGCCCCCAAGAGUAGACAGAAAGUCUACAGAGAUCUUCCAAGCCCAUAUCCAGGCCAGCCAUGGUAUCAUGCAGCCCCUUGGUAAAGAAGACACUGCCAUGUACAGAGAGUACAUCAGAAAUCGCUACUUAUGAAGAAGGCCCUGAGGGAGACAAAGUUGCACUGUUUAGACUGUGAUCUGUUCACUGUUUUCUGUGAAAAGGAAUUCCCUGGAUCUGGAGAUGCAUCUGUGUGACUGAGGACAUAGCGUGCUCUUUCAGGGUCUGAAUUUGGUUCCCAGCAUCCCUGUUGAGUGGCUCACAACCUUCGGCAGCUCCAACUCAAGGGCUCCAACGCUGCCUACUGGAUUCUGAGGGACCUGUACUCAAGUGUGUGCGCACACAAUUAGAAACAGUGCUAAAAGUGAAAGCUUUAAGAAGUGAACCCCCCAAGUCCUUUGUACCUGAAGCUUUUCACGUCUUUGUACCAUGCAAAUUACAAAUUACAGGUAAUAAAGAAAUGGUUGCCUCUGUU
Myodes glareolus (Bank vole) is the source of this 3302-nucleotide messenger RNA. RefSeq names its product FIG4 phosphoinositide 5-phosphatase (gene Fig4). NCBI's taxonomy places the organism in Eukaryota, Metazoa, Chordata, Mammalia, Rodentia, Cricetidae. Gene Ontology annotation, cellular component: intracellular membrane-bounded organelle. The record is from RefSeq and is a predicted model, not a curated record. Gene Ontology annotation, molecular function: phosphatidylinositol-3,5-bisphosphate 5-phosphatase activity. Gene Ontology annotation, biological process: phosphatidylinositol dephosphorylation.